Molecule: messenger RNA, 1269 nt
Organism: Hemisphaericaspora subhashii
Lineage: Eukaryota; Fungi; Ascomycota; Pichiomycetes; Serinales; Debaryomycetaceae
Gene: LAC1
Product: Lac1p
Exons: 1
Coding region: 1-1269 (422 amino acids)
Biological process (GO): ceramide biosynthetic process
Cellular component (GO): membrane
Molecular function (GO): sphingosine N-acyltransferase activity
Source: RefSeq, a predicted model, not a curated record
AUGACUAGCAAAACUGCCAAAGAUAACAAAAGAUUAGAAGAGAUGGCAGACCGAGAAUAUCAAUUAUCAUAUCUCGCAGCAGUCGAACGUAAUCAGAUACCCUUAUCACGGGCAUUACUCAUAAUAUUGUAUGGUUUCCAUCUAAUCAAACUUCCAAUAAUACAACAAUAUACCACCAAAUUUCUAUUUUUACAGAAUCAAGUUGGAUUCAAUGCUAAUAAUAAACCAGUUUAUGAUAUUCACAUGGAUGAUUUAUAUUAUGUGAUUAAUUGGGUUAUCAUGAUAACAUUCCUUCGUUCAUUCCUUAUGAAAUGGUGUUUUGGUCCAUUUGCAUCGAAAUUUUGUCAUAUUCAUUCUCGUAAAGCAAAAGUAAGAUUUGCUGAACAAAGUUGGUCAGCAGUAUAUUAUUCAUUUUCAUUUAUAUAUGGAGUUUAUCUUUUCUUAAGGUCACCAUAUUAUAAUAAUUUAGAUCAUGUUUACCUAGGUUGGCCAGAUCAUCCAAUGGAAGCGGCAUUUAAGAGAUAUUAUUUGAUUUCUACUGCGUUUUGGUUUCAACAAAUCUUUGUGUUGAAUGUUGAACAACAUAGAAAAGAUCAUUAUCAAAUGUUUAGUCAUCAUAUUAUUACUUGUUUAUUAAUUGUUGGAUCAUAUUAUUAUUAUUUUUAUAGAAUUGGACAUUUAAUUUUAAUGAUUAUGGAUUCUGUUGAUAUUUUUUUAGCGGUUGCCAAAAUGUUAAAAUAUGCAAGAUAUACUCGUGCUUGUGAUGCUAUGUUUAUAUUAUUCUUAAUAAGUUGGACAGUUUUAAGACAUGGUGUUUAUAAUUAUGUUUUUUAUCAUCUGUUCACUAAAGCAAUGAUUUUGUCUGGGCCAGGGGAAUGUGCCGUUGGCGCAGUACAAAAAAGAUGUUGGACUCCUGGUGUUUAUUAUACAUUCUUUUCAUUAUUAGGUGGAUUACAAGUUAUUACUUUGAUUUGGAUGUAUUAUAUUGUCAAAGUUGCCUACAAGGUUGUGACUGGAUCAGGGGCAGAAGAUGUUAGAAGUGAUGAUGAAGAUACAGAUGUUGAAAUUACUGAAACUAAAAGCAAGAACUAUAAACAAAGAGAAGAUUACAUUCAAGAUUUGGCCGUUGAUACUGAAGAUUUGGAAAGUGAUGAAAGUGUUGAUUCCGUAAUUGAGGUUAAUCUGAAAAGUAUGGAAAGAGAUAUUUACAGUUCAGCGUCUGAUGUUACUCUUGGUGAUGAUAAAGAUUUGAAUCAAAGGAAUAUCUGA